UGCGUGUGCCUGGACGAAGGGCUGCGCCUGGCUCAGUCACUAGCGGUGUCUGCCUCGGUCCGCAGAUCCGGGGGGUGCUUCUCGCCUGGCCCUGCCUCCACGGAAGAAGCGCACAGGGGUCCUAGGAGAGCGGAGCGCCGACACCAGCGCCGACACCAGCGCCGACACCGCGGGCCAUGAGUCCUCCGGGGUUGCGAGCGUCGCUCUCGCUGCUCCUGCUGCUGCUGCUGUUGGCCGGCUGCCUCCUCGUGGCCGCCCGCAGGGACAAGGGGGCGGCGGGCGGCCCGGCGCUGGGCUCCUCGGGUCGCUUCGUCAGCCCCGAGCAGCACGCGUGCAGCUGGCAGCUCCAGCAGCCGGCCUCGGGGGCCGCGGCGGGCAGCGAGCUGGCGCUGCGCUGCCGGAGCCCGGACGGGGCGGUCCAGCAGUGCGCCUACCGCGGCGAGCCAGAGCGCUGCGCUGCCUACGCCGCCCGCCGCGCGCACUACUGGAAGCAGGUGCUGGGCGCGCUGCGCAAGAAGCCGCGGCCCUGCCGGGACGCCGCGCCGCUGCGCGCCCGCCUGUGCGCCGGCAAAAAGGGCCACGGCGCCGAGCUGCGCCUGGUAGCCGGCGCGUCUCCGCCCGCCGGCCCCACUGUCGCGGGCAGCGCUGGGGAGCCCAGACCGCGGGCCAGGAGCCGGGGGCGGCCCCGGGAUCCAGCGCGCGGCCCGGCCGCGGGGGUCCCACCUUCCCCGAGCGCGCCCUCCAAAGAAAAGCCCCCCGAGAGGAAGAGCAAAGCGGGCAAGAAGAAGGUGGUCUCGGGUCCCCGUGACGAGCGCCCCACGGGGACCGGCCCCGACCCCGACGGGCUGAGCGAGAACGCGGAGCUCACGGAGACCUACUGCGCGGAGAAGUGGCACUCGCUCUGCAACUUCUUUGUCAAUUUCUGGAACGGCUGA
Molecule: messenger RNA, 935 nt
Organism: Lepus europaeus (European hare)
Lineage: Eukaryota; Metazoa; Chordata; Mammalia; Lagomorpha; Leporidae
Gene: FGFBP3
Product: fibroblast growth factor binding protein 3
Exons: 1
Coding region: 177-935 (252 amino acids)
Biological process (GO): cell-cell signaling
Molecular function (GO): growth factor binding
Source: RefSeq, a predicted model, not a curated record